Messenger RNA from Malus domestica (apple), 1761 nucleotides. RefSeq names its product RAF-like serine/threonine-protein kinase PRAF. NCBI's taxonomy places the organism in Eukaryota, Viridiplantae, Streptophyta, Magnoliopsida, Rosales, Rosaceae. The record is from RefSeq and is a predicted model, not a curated record. Gene Ontology annotation, molecular function: protein binding.
UAGCCGUCACAUACAUGAUACAUCCAAACCUCUCUCUAUUUCCACUCCCAGACAUUCUUCACCGUCUCCAACUCGAUUUCGGACUCCACGCCGAUCCAUCAGCAAAAGAAAUAAAAUAUUUUAAUUCGAAAAAUCCUCGGCGUUGAAUCCGAUACACCAAAAGCUAACCGCUUCACAACUUUUCGUUGCAGACAGCAGAGUUCAUAUCGCCGUCGGAUAAUGGCGUCACUCCACCCCUCCGAGUUGGACUCCGCCGCCACCGACUCGGUCGCCUCGACCCCGCGCUCGGACCACCCGUCUCACGAUCUCAACUCGCGUGUACGGUUCAUGUGCAGCUUCGGCGGCAAGAUCUUGCCUCGCCCGCACGACAAUCAGCUUCGCUAUGUCGGAGGCGAUACCCGAAUUGUCGCCGUCCAGCGCACCACCUCUUUCUCCGCCCUUCUCUCGAAGUUAUCUAAACUCUCAGGGUUGAGUGACGUGACGGUGAAGUACCAGCUGCCGAACGAGGACCUCGACUCGUUGAUCUCUGUCACCACCGACGAGGACGUCGACAACAUGAUGGAGGAGUACGACCGCGUCGCACAGAAUCUAAACUCAAAGUCGGCGCGGCUCCGCCUCUUUCUCUUCGUCAAAGGCAGCGACGAUUCGAUUAACUCGCGAUCCUCCAGCAUCAGCUCGCUCCUCGACGGCUCCGCCAAGCGCGAGCUCUGGUUCCUCGACGCUCUCAACAGCGGCGCGUCCAAUUCCGCGAUGCUCGAGCGGAACCGCUCCGAAGCUUCUUCGAUCUUCUCCGAAGUGCCUGACUACUUAUUCGGGUUGGACAAUUCCGACGACACUCCCUCUCGCGGUGACGAGUUCAAACCGAAGGCCCGACCCGUAUUGCAUGACAACGUGUCGGUUUCGGAUCCGGGUUCACCUGCCCCGCUAACUUCCUCGCCGUUCUGCUCGACGUCGUCUGUGCCAUCCGUGCCGUCGAUGCCGAGUCUACCACCGGUGAAAACCCGACCCGAUUCCAAUCAAGCCAUCGAGAAUCAAGCCAUCGAGACGAAAGAGAAUCAAUCGGAGGGAUUUUCCGAGACGGUUGAGUUGCCCGUGUCGCAAGCAACUGGGUUCGCGGGCAACCCCGGGGUGCAUUAUAUGCCGGAUCCUAAUUACCCGGGUCAUAUGGUUCAGCCAGUACCCGUUUACUAUUAUCCGGGUCAGGUUCCACCCACAACCGUACAGGUCCAGCCGUUUCCGAUUCAGAGUCAGUAUGUCCAUCAGCAAUACCACCAAGUAGGGAGUCAGAUUCCAAUGGGGUACCAUAACCCAAUACCAGGUAUGGGUCAAAUAUAUGGCGGAGGGUUGAGGCCAGUGGCGGGAAUGGACCCGUAUGACGUGUCAGCUCGGGUGGUUUCCAAUGGAGUGAGCCAGCAGCAGCAGCAGCAACAGGUGUUCUAUGGAGUGAGGAAUGCUGCGGUGGUUCCGCCGUAUAAUCCAGGUAUGGUGGUGCAAUCGGGGGAGGAAUGGCAAGGACCCGGACCCGAGAUGAAUAAGGGUCGAGCUCCGAAUGCAACAUCUUGACCAAUGCAUGAAACAAAGGAAGAAAGAAAGAUCUAGUUACUGUGAUUGGAAUUGCUAUUGUGAUUGGUUUGUGUGAUUGGAAUGUGUGUUAAAACUGUGAAGUGAUUUUUUACCUUUUUUUUUUCUAUAAUAUUUUUGUUUUUUAAUCAGUUGAUAAAUGGUAUAUGGAAUAUUUUGCUUUCAAAUGCUUUCCCUUCA